Molecule: messenger RNA, 648 nt
Organism: Alternaria conjuncta
Lineage: Eukaryota; Fungi; Ascomycota; Dothideomycetes; Pleosporales; Pleosporaceae
Exons: 1
Coding region: 1-648 (215 amino acids)
Source: RefSeq, a predicted model, not a curated record
AUGGGUAGGGGGAUUCAGUUGGAGUGGGCGGUGAAGGGGAAGGCGGAAGGGUAUGGGAAACUGUUGGGGCUGGUGGAAGGCAGUGUUUGUGUCCUUCAGGCUCAGCUGGAUAAUCCGUCGAUUUGGGUUUCGUUGGAAAGUCUAGAGAAGGAGAGACUCGAGAGAGAGGCGCGAGAGGAGAAGGAGAGGCCAGUUGUGGAGGGUGUGGAGCAGGAGGACGAGAAAGAAGGUGUGUAUGAGGGAGAAGAUGAUGUGGAGUGCAUGGAGCCGACACAGUCGACGUUCUCGCGUGUCUUUGACAGCUUGGGCGGCAACGCAGUCUCACGGUAUUGCUUUCGUUUCGGCGUCGUGCGUAGAGCUGGGUGGAUGUUAUUCGAGUGGUUGGGUGAGAUGUUGGAGGAGGCUGAUGCUGUUGCUCUAUGCAGGGCUGGAGAAGGGGCAACUGAGGAGUGUGGAGAAGGAGAUGACUGGGGGAGUCAGGAGUGCGAGAUCGAAGAUGACAACUGCGGGAGUCAAGAGUACAAGAUCGAAGACGGCGACUGCAGGAGUCAAGAGUACAAGAUUGGAGAUGACGAGUGCCAUGGAAGUCGUACGCUAGACGCGCAACCGUCACGGCCGGAUAGCGGUUGGGGUGACCCGCAAUGGUAG